Molecule: messenger RNA, 5275 nt
Organism: Porites evermanni
Lineage: Eukaryota; Metazoa; Cnidaria; Anthozoa; Scleractinia; Poritidae
Source: the annotation of a GenBank genome assembly
AUGCAAAGAGUAGAUGAGGGUUCCGACUACACAAGAAAGAGAAGAUCGUUAUCUGAUACUCGAACAGGUAAAUAUGAAAGAGUUACCCGUGUAACCUACGUAGCUGGCGCCACUACCUCAUUCCAUGGAUGCUUUUGUUAAGUCAUCUCUCAACCUCGGUCCUAGGUUCCUCUCCUACUUGGCUGUAUAGCAGCGAGAAGGAUGGGAACGAGUCACAAAGGCACUCACCCACUGUGAUACCUCUAGCCUCCCCCGCAGGCGAUUUUAGGGGAGUUCGUAUUUCUUCCCUCCUCUUCUGGGGAGAGACGAAAUACGAACUCCCCUAAAAUCGCCUGCCUAGGAGGCUAUGAUACCUCCAGCAUCACAGGCUAGUCGACUCCCGAUAACUCGAACCUUUUAGGGAAAUCGAACAGCGUGCAAAGAAAGUAGUACGCAGUACGAUCACCAUUGCAGUAUUCGGCUUGCAGAAUUUAAUAUGUCUACAAUAUUAUUUUUGCUGAUCAGGUCUUUAUAGAUUCUAAGUUCUUCGGCAUAUUCGUUUGCGGUCCUUUGCAGUCCCUUGUGGUUAAUGUUUGUACUUUAUGAAUUUUUGGGCCGUAGAUCUUUUAUAGAUCCGAUAUGCUGUAACUUUUGCAUGGUUUUGUCCAUGUGUUUUAGGUUGGUUUUGCCAACUCUUUAUUUUCUCUGCGAGACAUCAACUUGACACUUGGACUCUUACCCCUCAGAAGCACGUGGUAUGACGUGAUUCUGUGGGUGUCAGGAGUUCUGGGUCAGAACUAAAAUCAGAGUGCGCGGAUAAUUUUUCAUCAGAGCCUGAUCUCUGGUUGUUACGCCAUACUGACGAGCCCCAAAGAGGGCGAAACAGCUGACUAUGGCUACAAUCCCGCUCUGUUUUGAGUUCUUUCGAUGUCCUGUUGAUGUCUUGCAGAGUUAAAUUUCACGUAGUACGAUCAGCAUUGCAGUAUUCUGCUUGCAGAAUUUAAUAUGUCUAAAGAAAGUAGUGUCCGAUAGCCCGGGGCGAGUGGAUUUUGCGACCGGCCUGGUGAAUUCUUUUAUUAGGGCGAGUUUAAGUUUUUUGAGGAAUUCGAAUUACAGAAUUGUAAUUAUUGUUUUGCCACUCGAAAAUAAAAUUCAUAUCUUCGCGCCACCGUGUAAUAUCCUCUACAUCUUCACAUAAGAAAAUAUCACCUUUGCUAUAGCUACAUAAUAAAUCGCGCCUUUUACACACAAAAAAAUCUGUUAAAGUGAAAUGGUUUGGUAUUUCAUUGGUGUUUAUAUAAUAAAUAGAACAUUACACGGCCGCUGAGAUACGAAAUUUCUCUUCAACACUCGAAGAGAAAUUUCGUAUCUCAGCGCGGCCAUGUAAUAUCCUCUAUCUCUUCUGUUAUUUUCAUUAAAUCGUUUUCCAAUGUUGGUAUUAUCGAAGAACGGUCCCUUCAGGAAGAAAGGUUUCUAACAAUAAUUCUUUCCAGCCGCUAUAUUUGCCGUGAAUUCCAAACUUGAGUACCACAAAAAUUUAUGCUUAACCGACAGCGGCAUUAUGCUGAUGGUGAAAUCUCUAUAAUCGCUUACUAUAAAUUUUAGUUACAAGCCGAAAUGCAACAGUCAUGCUAGCUGCCCACGUAUAAGUCACAACGUCGCCACAAGUGUGCUUAUGGUGAGACAUCGAAACAAAAAGAACAAAAUACUUGUCAGAAUCUAGAUCAUAAAGCCAGGAAAUGCCUUAUAACAAUUGGCCUUAAAAAACUGAAAACAAUCACCUACCUUUAGGUCAGCGGUAAGCGAUCAAAAUGGUUGUAGGUUAAAAAGAUCUUUGUAACUUUUCAACUCUUCUUUCAUCAUUCUCUUUUUGUUGUCAGCAGUGUUCAGCUCAGCAUCAGUUGUCUGUCAGCCUAGUCCCUAGGCGUUCUCUCUUGCCCCGUUGUCCGCGCGAACUUCCUGGCGUGUAUCUCUCGGUAACGUCACAGCUCACGGUAGUGUCCUUGAUUGACCGAGAUUCAUGUAACCGUGUACCAAUCCUGUUGACUAGUAAAAUCUCGCUUACAACGCUCCCACUUUUCCUCCUUCCUAAUUCCUAACGCCUUUUACAUGUUGCUUUGUUUUUUUCAGAUCACGACUAUCAGCCGGUACACAGUCUAAAGGCUGUUGUCCUUAAUGCCAGUAGUAUCGUACUUACUUGGGAAAAACCACCUGAUAUUGCAAAUCCAAGAAAUAUUAAGGUAAGUUUUAGUGUUUAUGGUACUGAUACUAUUUUAUUGUAAUGGAAUGGCACUUAUCUGCUCUAGCUAUAACUUCACGUAACUUAUUUGAAGCAAAUAAUGUAACAAGAACAUAACAUGAUUAAAACCUUAAUUGGCAAGAGGCAACCGGUUUCAUUUUUACAAGCUUGGCCGACUAUUUAAACACGUUAGAACGGGCUUGGAGAAAACUCAAUUUGUCAAGCAAAGCUCGUCAUCGCUCUUAAUAGGCCAAUUUACAGUUGUAUGCUAAUCUAGCUGUAAAGUUCAGGCGAGGCUAGCGUUUUUUUUGAGUGCCAUUGAUGUGCAUAGGAACAUGAAUUGCGUUGAAAGAAGGGAGAGGUACUAUGAAAACAAGGUUACCUCUAGCCUCGCUUCCACUCAAGGCCAGGAUACUCAGUACACAACUGAAAAGUGGUCUGGCUUCACAUUUGACUUUUAAAUCAAAGUAAAAAGUUCAACAAGGCCUUUACAGGGCACCGCCCGUCUCUAACUCAUUGUAAAGUCUUUUGGUACGCUUUUUUAGGGUUACCAGAUAAAAAUGAGCUACACGGCCGAUGGCAGACAUAAAAUGGAACUUUCAAACGCUACAAUGACAAGCUCUACAUUCAGGUUCUUGGAUUUUAACACUCGGUACACCUUUGAGGUGCGAACAAGAUUCAGAAAAGAUAAUUCUCUUGGUCCACCGGUUCAUGUCAUCAAAACAACAGAUGCUUUCACUGCUCCUGUAAGCCAUUUGAUGGCAAAAGCUGGCUACAACAGUGUCAUUUUAACUUGGUCUGCCCCUGGAACGAUCAAACCUAAGGCUCUGAAGGUAAAAAUAUAGCUUAUUCUGUCGACCGUUUUUGUUGUGGCGUGUAUUUGUAAGUGCCAUGUUGCCAAACAAUUUCUUGUUUGUUUGGUACUGAUUGAGGAUGAAUAAUAGAACAGUAAGAAACUCAUUAAAGAAGCUGUGUAACCAAAUUCAGCCUUUUUGAAUAAAUUAGCGCCUAAAUCGCUCAUGGUACAUUAAAGUUUAUGAAAUGUUUUACAACUGAUUUGAGUCCUUCCAAAAAAAUGUCUUGAAUCUCGGCCGUCCUUUCCCCUUCCAAAAUGUUUCAGAGACUGGGAGCGAGUGAAGGAUCAACGAAAGACUGAUGUGCGUGGUACUUCUCCCUUUUAACCCAGAUCUGGACGUUAAAUCUUGUAUAUCAAAAUUAUAUAAAAUUUCCUUUAUCAUUGGUAAUGUGGAAUUGCGGUUUUCAGUGUCGCGCCGUCCAAAAAAGAUCAAAUUCAAAAUAAAAAACGUUCAACAGAAAAAGUCCAGAAUCUGGGAAAUAAAAGGAGGAAAAUAUGCAAAGACCAUCGCCAAGAUUUUUCGCGCACUGAUUGGUCGAGAGCUGUGGUUAGAGACCAUGGAAUGUCAUGAUGGUGGCGCAAUUGAAACUUCAUUGGAAAUGGGCAUUUAAAACUGUCUGCCUGCAGCUCUGGGUUCCCCUUGAGUUUUCAACAUGUUGACGUCAUUUCUAUGGUCGAUAAGAGUACAAACCAUGGAAAUUUGUUGUCGAUUUGUUAACCUCUUUUCCUUUGUAUUUAUUUUCGUAGCUUUACAUGGUCAACUGGAACUGUAUAGACUGCUACUACGGUCAACGCAAUGGCGACCAAGCUUGUCCUCGGACGAACUGUACUAUUCCCAACUUGCAGCGGGGUCACAGAUAUUCAUUUUCUGUUCACGCAGUAACAGACUUUGGUGAUGGAGAGAGUUCCGUGAUCUCAAUGUUGAUAAGUCGAUACUAUGGUAAAGUUCGUAAUUUGCAAGCAAUUGUUGAUAAUAAUUACAACAUGACCAUCAAGUGGGAUCCACCCAUUAAUGUGGACGUCAAAAAUAUCAAGGUACUCGCUUUGUUUUCUUUCUUCUUCGUUCAGGACUAAAUAGCUCCUUUUCAAUUAAAGGAAAUAUUGUUGUGUUUUUGAAGUCUUCCGUGUGCGUAUUUAUUUCGUUGCGUUAUUGCGAUCGAGGUUGAUUAUUGACCUUACAACAGAUUCGUUCAGAGUACUGCAUGCAGUUGACAGUUUUAACGUUAAACAUGAAUUACGAUCGAAAAGAGCGAAGCAAUUCUGUAUCAUGCAGACAUUUCCAGGCGAUAUUUCUUUGUUUGCCAGUUGAAUAUCGUGUGUUUUCUUUUUACCUGAAUUAAAGCAAAGGAGUAGUGACGUCAGUGGACGGCAUUAACGGCCGGUCGAUUCAAACGUUACUGAGAGAGUAAAAACGACUCGAAGUAAUCGUCUGAAAUUCAGGCUAUACGGGUCAUGGAAAAGCUGGAAAGUCGUAAAUUUAAGAGUUUCAUUCUCCAGGCCUGGAAAGUCAUGGAAUUUAAUGGUCUUAUAAGCAGAGGUUUUGUAAUACAUAAGCAAGAAAAAAUUAACGCUAAAGACCAAAGACGUUAUGUAGUCGUCAUGUCACGGUUAUCAGGAAGCUUAAGCACGACGACGGCUUCGUCAACGAAAGCAAUAGGUUUAGAUUGAAAAACAACUUUGCACGUGCAUCACGCUUUUAGACACAACUUACAUAGUUCGCUUCCCUCUCACUUAAAGCAGGUGAACUGAAAACUUUUUUACGAAAAGACAAGAUUCUAGAAUUGACGGAGACGGCAAAAUGCGAGCAAAAUGUUCUCAGUAGUCGCGACUACGCAAAACAGCUCAACAACUCUCCGUAGCCAUCCUAUCUUGAAGUCCCUAUUCCCAUGAGGGAAUAACAUAAAAGAGGAAAAGACGUUGAACGUAAGAUGAAUGACUUUUUCAGAUUUUAUUGCAACUUAGACCGCGGAAAUGAUAUAAAGUUAGCAAAGAAGCUUUUUCUUUCAAAAAAAUACAUUAUUCUUGAUUCUCGUUAGUUCAUCCAGAAAAUUCUAGUAACUCCAUCAGCCGAUGGCAAUCUUCUCCUUAACGAAACACUUGCUAAAAUCGAAGGACACCGUGAACGACUUGGAAGCCAGGAAAAGAAACUCAAGGAAACGGCAAAAAGGGAAAAAUAUGAAAAAUACGAACGAAUGAAAUAG